CCAGAAGAAGAAGAAGAAGAACAUGGUGAGCGGUAGUCUGGCCAACUGAAUGUUUUUGUCGGACGUAGUGUAAAUUAAGCCAUUAUAGAUCGUAUAUUUAAGAAUAAACUGUUUAACGUGUGCAUGUUUUUAUGACGCAAUGUAGCCAUGUCGCUUUAGUUUUAACGUUAAACCUUUCGUAUAACCCGAUCUCAAAUUGAGUGCGUUUUCCCGAUACAACGAAGAUGACGGAAAGGGAAGAGCGGCGCUUCGUGGAGGUGCCCCGAGAAUCCAUUAAACUCAUGGCUGAGAACACUGGCGUGGAGCUCAGCGAAGAGGUCGCUGCUCUGCUGGCCGAGGAUGUGUGUUAUCGUCUCAGGGAAGCAACACAGAACAGCUCACAGUUCAUGAGACAUGCUAAAAGAAAAAAGCUGAGCGUAGAAGACUUCAAUAGAGCGUUGCGGUGCAGCAAUACUGAGAGCAUUUGUGGCUACGGUGCUCAAGAUGCCUUACCGUUCCGUCCAUUAAAGGAAUGUGAACUUUUCUUUGUAGAGGAUCGGGAGAUAAACUUGGUGGAGUUGGCACUUGCUACCAACAUCCCCAAAGGCUGUGCAGAGACGAUGGUUCGAGUACAUGUAUCAUAUCUUGAUGGGAAAGGCAACCUUGAACCUCAAGCCACAGUACCCACUGCUGUUCAGUCUCUAUCAGAUGAUCUGCUUAAGUAUUACCAACAAGUAACUCGAGCCAUUUUAGGAGAGGACCCACAUCUCAUGAAGGUAGCUCUGCUAGACCUUCAGUACAAUUCAAAGAUUGCUGCCCUCCUGCCAUACUUUGUAUAUGUCAUCAGUGGGGUAAAGUCAGUAAGUCAUGACCUGGACCAGUUAAACAGACUUUUACAUAUGGUGAAAAGUUUGGUGCAGAACCCGUAUCUGUACCUGGGCUCAUAUGUACGUAGUUUGGUGUCCAGUGUCAUGUAUUGCAUCUUGGAGCCUCUAGCUGCCUCCAUCAAUCCUCUCAAUGACCACUGGACCCUGAGAGACUAUGCUGCCCUGCUUUUGAGCCACAUCUUCUGGACACAUGGCGAUCUUGUGAGUGGGCUGUACCAUCAGAUCUUGCUUUCUCUGCAAAAGGUUCUUUCUGAUCCCGUUCGACCUCUCUGUUCCCACUAUGGAGCUGUAGUGGGUUUGCAUGCUCUCGGCUGGAAGGCUGUUGAACGAGUGCUGUAUCCUCACCUGCCUGCCUACUGGGCAAAUUUACAAGCUGUGUUAGAUGAUUACUCCGUGUCCAAUGCUCAAGUGAAAGCAGACGGCCACAAAGUCUAUGGAGCCAUUCUGGUGGCAGUAGAACGUUUGCUGAAGAUGAAAGCACAUAGUCUGACCAUAGCAGCUGGAGGAGGCAGUGCCGCUUUAGAAGGAUCUGUUGCAAGAACAGUAGGUUUCAGAGAAAGUUCACCUGGUCUCAGCCCUCCUCCUGAACCCAUCUCUGAACCCCCUCUUGGCAUUGCAAGCCAUUUACAUGCUGGUGGAGCUGGUUGCCCAUGGGAGGACUGGACCCCUGUUUCUCUUCCUGCUAUGUACUGUGAGCUCUACUCCUUCUUUGGAGACAGUUUGGCUAUGCGUUUUAGUACUGACCCACCACAAGUUGGCAUCCCAACUGCAUCGUCCUGUCAGCCAAUUCAUAACAAGAAGGAGCCAGCUAGUGGUGCCACCAAUCUUGAAAGUACACGAAAGAUGCCCCAACUGACUGCCAAUAUGAACAUCAGCCCGCGACAAGAUGAAAGCCCUCACACAGAACAACCACCCAGUCUGGCUGCUACUGCCCCAGGGAGAUCAUUUGCCCGCUCUUCUUCAUCCUCAGUCUCACGUUCCAGAUCUUCUUCAUCACAAGCAGGCCGUUCAACAAGCCAAUCCCGAGAAGUUUUCCCCAAGGCCCGUUUCCCACCCCCUCAGGCUGGACCUCCGGCCUUUACUUUCAUAAUUGGUGGACGUCAGAUGGGUCGCCGUUGCCAGGGUAGACGCUUCCAGACGAGUUUUAUUCCAACCCCACCUCUUACUUCCCUUCCACCUCGUGUCUACGCUCACAAAUUACCAGUCAUAGGAAGAGUCAGUAAACCUGUGCGGCGCUGGACGGCUUCCUAUUACUCACUUUACCUGCCAUUUUAGGAUGCGCAAAGACGAAGUUUGUGUCAAGACACGUGAUUGCAAUGAUAUCUCUCCUUACAAAGUAAAUUAAUAAAGCAGACGGUGCGGUUAUGAGCUAUUUGUAAUGAAAUGAAAAUAUAAAGGCACAACCAUUUUGACCACUUUUUUGAUACUCUGAAAUUCUUAGAAUUGUAUUCGGCUCUUAAUAGAACCUGUUGCCAAAUUGUGAGUUUGUCUUCAGAGGUUUAGUAAUAUACUGGGUCUUAAAUCUAGCAGUCAUGAUCAUUUUACUCUAAAAUACGGUAACCACUGCAUACUCAAUAUUUGACAACAUGGAGAUAAAAUGUUGAUGUCAGUGAUGUAAAUUGUCAUUCUUGUGUGAUUCCUAUAAAAUCUUGACAUACAAAGAUUGAUUAUGUGCUAGUAUUUAGAUUUGCGUUCUAUGGUGGCGGGAAAUAAUUUAUAUUCCAUAGAUUUUGAUAUUCCUCACCAAACUACGGUUUCGGUAGACUUUAAUUAUGGAGCAUGAGUGGACUACGUUUAUAGUGCUGCUUGUCCUACAAGAACUGGACAUGUCUUGAUGCUCUAAUACUACUGUUGAGUUCUACAAAAAGGAUUUUAACUAACACCAUAAAAAAUGUGCUUUUGUUAGCAAUACUAAUAAUCAAAUCAGAAGGGGUUUGGUUGUAUUUUGCAAGAUUAUUAGACAGAGAAGUCUGAUGCAUUAAACUUUCAACUCCAUGUCAGUGCUCAGGUUUUGUUACACAUUACAUGAAUAAUUUUAUGACGUAUUCCAAAUCAUAUUUUUUUAUUGUGGCGAAAAGAUGGUUGCUUUGUUUUUUACAAAUUGAAGGAAUGUACAAUAUAACAAAAUCUCGUUGUGAAAGGCAUAAAACACUGCUUUCACUUUCAUAAACUUAGAUUUAUGUAUAUUAACUUUUCCUAAAAUCAGAAUGUUGUUAAGCAAAAAAUCAUCAUCAUGUUCCAUAUAAUGUCUUGUAGAGAAACAUUUCCAAGUAACACAACCUUUAGGUAAAGCCAGUCAUCAACAUGCAUACAUUGAAAAAAUAAAUGUUUAGUUUCAGCAUUAUCACAAAAUUCAAUUCAAUUUUAUUUAUAUAGCGCUUUUCACAAUGUGCAUUGUUCCAAAGCAGCUUUACAGGAGCAAAUAAGAAAAACACAGAAAGGUAAAACACAGCACAGUGCAUGGUGUUUAUAGACCAAGCAAGAUCAUUAUAAUAAAUAAUAUCUAAUAAAUAAAUGAAUAAAUAAAUAAAUAAAUGCAGUCUCCCGGUGAGCAAGCCAACACUGCACUGCUCUGCUGUGGCGAGGAACCCAAACUCCAAUGCUGAAUAAUGGAGAAAAAAAAACCUCGGGAGAAACCAGGCUCAGCCGGGAGGGCCAGAUCUCCUCUGACGUGUCAUAGCUGCACUCAGUGACCCCGACCAAAGCCACCGAGCAACGUCCACGAAGAACAGGGAGAGCCCACGAGCCGCGACCCAGGAAGCCCCACCCGCCGAAACCGUGCAGGUCCAACCCGGUCCCAUUCCGCGAUCAACAACAGACAACAGAGGAACAACCAGGGAAAAGUAGUAAUGGCAUAAUUAACUUUAUUCCUCUGUUGUCCGACAUCGACCACAAAACAAGACCAACCAGACCAGACCCACACAGUCCCAACAAAUGAAACGCCCCGAACCACAACCAACAAGCCCCCCCACUCCCUACAACACCCACCCAGCUACCUCCAAUCAAAGUCACUGAGUGCAGCCAUAACUUCAAACUGCUGUCGUGUGAUGUAAGUUUAGCAUUAAAUACCAAGUAUUGUAAAUUUAGCAUUUAUGUGACAGGUAGUCCGUCUUUGCUCUCGGUUGGGGAUGGAAUUGUCUGAGCUGGGCCGGCCAGAUGGUCGCCUUUUUCUUGGGUGGUGAUGGAAUUGCCUUGGAUGGAGCUGGGUUGUCAGUCAGUCCGCAGGCUCUCGCAGGAGGAUGGCACGGGAUUUUCCGAUGUAGCUGGCGUAAUCUCUAGUUGUGGAUGGGCAUAUGACGUUCAUCUGGGCCUGGCGGAAUCUCUCCCUACCUCGGGAUGGGCAUCCCGAGGCGAGGGCAGAAACAGAAAGAGAAUAAUUAGCGUAGCUGCUGUUCAUUAGCUAUGUAUUAGUGAAUGCUUGGCUGAAAAGAUGUGUCUUUAAUCUAGAUUUAAAUUGGGAGAGUGUGUCUGACCCUCGAAUAGUAUCGGGGAGGCUAUUCCAGAGUUUAGGUGCUACGUAUGAGAAAGCUCUACCCCCUUUGGUGGAUUUAGUUAUUCUAGGUGUUAUCAAAAGUCUGGAGUUUUGAGAUCUUAGAGAGCGUGAUGGGUUGUAGUGUGGUAGAAGCUCUGUUAUGUAGGUAGGGGCUAAACCGUUUAAGGCUUUAUAAGUAAUUAAAAGAACUUUAAAGUCAAUACGAUACUUAAUGGGUAACCAGUGAAGGGUUGAUAACAUUGGGGUUAUGUGAUCGUAUUUUCUGGACCUGGUUAGAACUCUGGCAGCUGCAUUCUGAACUAACUGUAGUUUGUUUAUUGAUGUUGCAGCACAACCACUAAGCAGUGCAUUACAGUAGUCAAGUCUUGAGGUCACAAAUGCAUGAAUAAGCUUCUCUGCAUCAGCCACACAUAAAAUAUUUCGCAAUUUGGCAACAUUUGUAAGGUGGAAGAAGGCUGUUUUUGUGACAUUUGAGAUGUGAUUUUUAAAUGACAGGUUGCUGUCUAAUAUAACGCCAAGGUCUUUAACUGUAUUUGUUGGAAUAACAGUGCAGCCUUCAAUUUGCAGGUCAUAAUCCGAAAUAUUCUGCUCACUUGUCUUUGUGCACAUAAUGCACAUGUAUUGGUAACCAUU
Molecule: messenger RNA, 4992 nt
Organism: Triplophysa rosa
Lineage: Eukaryota; Metazoa; Chordata; Actinopteri; Cypriniformes; Nemacheilidae
Gene: taf6l
Product: TAF6-like RNA polymerase II, p300/CBP-associated factor (PCAF)-associated factor
Exons: 11
Coding region: 225-2141 (638 amino acids)
Biological process (GO): transcription initiation at RNA polymerase II promoter; RNA polymerase II preinitiation complex assembly
Cellular component (GO): transcription factor TFIID complex; SLIK (SAGA-like) complex; SAGA complex
Molecular function (GO): RNA polymerase II general transcription initiation factor activity; protein heterodimerization activity; transcription coactivator activity
Source: RefSeq, a predicted model, not a curated record